Messenger RNA from Apus apus (common swift), 2396 nucleotides. It is a transcript of the gene CHMP1A, whose product is annotated as charged multivesicular body protein 1A. The transcript has 7 exons. The record is from RefSeq and is a predicted model, not a curated record. Gene Ontology annotation, cellular component: multivesicular body; ESCRT III complex. Gene Ontology annotation, biological process: endosome transport via multivesicular body sorting pathway; late endosome to vacuole transport; protein transport. NCBI's taxonomy places the organism in Eukaryota, Metazoa, Chordata, Aves, Apodiformes, Apodidae. The coding region runs from base 77 to 667 and encodes 196 amino acids.
CGGGCGCGCUCGCGAGACUCGGCGCGCGCACCCCGGAAGCGGCGGCGGUGGAACCCGGAAGCGGCGGCGGGGCAGGAUGGACGACACGCUCUUCCAGCUGAAGUUCACAGCGAAGCAGCUGGAGAAACUCGCCAAGAAAGCCGAGAAGGACUCCAAGGCCGAGCAAGCCAAAGUCAAAAAGGCCCUCCAGCAGAAGAAUGUGGAGUGUGCCCGUGUCUACGCCGAGAACGCCAUCCGCAAGAAGAACGAGGGGCUCAACUGGCUCCGCAUGUCCUCCCGCGUGGACGCCGUGGCCUCCAAGGUCCAGACAGCUGUGACCAUGAAGGGGGUGACGAAAAACAUGGCCCAGGUGACCAAGGCCUUGGACAAGGCUCUGAGCUCCAUGGAUCUGCAGAAGGUGUCGGCGGUGAUGGAUAAAUUUGAGCAGCAGGUUCAGAACUUGGACGUUCACACAUCGGUGAUGGAGGACUCCAUGAGCUCGGCGACCACCCUGACCACGCCUCAGGAACAGGUGGACAGCCUCAUCGUCCAGAUCGCCGAGGAGAACGGCCUGGAGAUCAUGGACCAGCUGAACCAGCUCCCCGAGGGGGCUUCAGCAGUGGGGGAGAGCUCCGUCCGCAGCCAGGAGGACCAGCUCUCCCGGAGGUUGGCUGCCCUGCGGAAUUAAAGUCUCCGGCCACCCCAGUGGACUGCUGCCCUACACCGGGGGGCAGAGGGGCCCGGGACUCCUUCCCCACCUCUGUCACAUCCUGGCUCCGACCCCCGGCCCGGCGGAGCCAGCCCUGCCCCCCGGCCCCGCCUCCCCCACCUCCAGCCUCUUGUCUCGGGGUGAGGAGGGCAGCGCUGCCGGCGGGGCUGGAGCAGAGAUACUUCCUCUGCGGGCUGCAGGAAGGCUUGGCCGCUUCUGGUUUCAGCGUGGGUUUUGUUUGAGGGUUGCUGCUGGUUUCUAGGAACGUCCUGCUCCUGAUUUAUCCCGAAAGGAAUUCCUCGGGGACGGCUGUGGGGUCUCCUGGGGCGCCUUGUGUCUCUCCUUUCUGUUCCGGAUCGCUCUCCCUGCUGCGGGACGGGUUUUCUCGAGGGGCCGGAGCGGGGGGAUCCCCGCGGGGCUUCGGGAAGGGCCGUGUUCCCGCCGGGGUGCUCUGGGAAGGGCGCCUUGCGGGAAGGGGAGGUGACACGCGGUGCCGCCCCUCGCUGCCACCUUCCCCCCCGGAGCUGGUUGCCGACUUCACCUCGCCCCGCGUUUGCUCCUUGUCCUGCCGGGCCGAACCUCCCGCAGCCCCGCACCACAAAGUGACCUUGGAAUGGCUCGUCCUGCCCCGCACAAGCCCCCGUGCCUGUAAAUCCAACCCUUUCCCACCUCCUGCUGCUGCCACCGUCUGGAAAUGGUUAUCCAGGCCCCGACCUCCCAUGCUGAACUGAUCUGGGAGCUGCUCGCAGCAGCCACCACCCCCGGGCUCGCGGCUGUGCGGCCGCACCCUUGUCCCCAAAUGUCCCCCGGCCGGAUGGGUGUGACAGUGAGUGCUGAACCAUCCGAGAGUGGGUCCCGGGUGCGGGCCGGGGCUUGUCCCCUGGGUGUCAGCUGCCAUUUCCCCUGUCCCCCCCUCACUGCAGCUGCUCCCACGGCCCCGCGGUGUCCCCUCUCCUCCCCUGCUCCGGAGAAACGCGGCUGCUCAUCCCUCAGAGCCUCCCCCUGGGGCUGGAGCUGUCUGGGCCUCUUCUCCUCCACCAUUCCCAGGCACUGCUGAGGCGUGGGAUAGAUGGGAAGCUCGCCGGGAAGGAAACGCCGUUUCCUUUGGCUCUUGAGCCUCCUCCCAGCAGAUGAGCUCCAGCUGGUCCCGCUGCAGCCCGGCAGCUCCACCCAGCUCUUCCAGAGGGAAUUUGAAGGCAGGCAGAGCUGGAGCUCCGGGCUGGGGGGCUGGCAGGGAGAGGGGCUGGCAGGGAGAGGGGCAGCCAGCCCUGGCAGGGGGCUGGGCCCGGCUCAGCCCAGCACCGGCAGCACAAACACUUCUCUCUCUUCUGAUUCUUCCUUCUGAGCUCGGUGGCCUUGGCAGCCCGUGGCCGUGACCAGCGAGGCCGCCUUCCCUGUGCCACGAUGGGGACCUGGGGUGGGGGCUGAGGGCGAGGAGGUGGCUUCAGGCUACAAAGUCCCUGGUGCGGGGGAGCACUGGGUUUUGUGCCACUUGCCAGGGCCACCGGGUCCUGCUCCCCAUGGGGACAGGCGUGUGGUCCUGCCCGGGUGCCACCCGUGGGGCUGGGGGCCAGGGCCCCUGGAAAUGCUCCUCCUUUGGGUGAUGGUUCUGUGUGUUAUUUGUGUUGUGUUUUUUUUAAAGGCUUGUCUCAUUUGCCUUUUUCUUCUCCCAACCUUGUUGAUCUCUAAAUAAACAACCUUCACCUCC